Molecule: messenger RNA, 647 nt
Organism: Branchiostoma floridae (Florida lancelet)
Lineage: Eukaryota; Metazoa; Chordata; Leptocardii; Amphioxiformes; Branchiostomatidae
Product: leucine-rich repeat flightless-interacting protein 2-like
Exons: 4
Coding region: 226-633 (135 amino acids)
Source: RefSeq, a predicted model, not a curated record
CCGAUCCAUAUUGGCACUCAGAGUUAAUUGGCACUCGGUCUCUGAUAUCUAUUAUCACGGUCCGUGUGCUGUGUUUGGUGGCAAGGUGAGUUGUUUCCCGGGCCGAAGAAAUUAGCGACUGUAGCACGGCGGUCUGGUACCCAGGCUAAUACGGAGAAGCCAUCGUCGGUCAGCCGAACUUGGAACAACCUCAGAGCUCCUCGCAGAUCAAAACAAGUCACAAAGAUGGCGAGCAAGUCGCAGCUCUUACGACAGGCGAAAAGUUUCGAGCUUCCAGAUCACGAGAAUCUGGGCCUGUCCAGUUACGUGCUCGGCCGGCGUCAGCACCAGCAGUUCACGGAGCGGGUCCAGAAGGAGAAGGAAGAGCUGGAGGAGGAGAAAUGGGAGGAGAAGAAGAUUCUGGAGAAGAAGAUCAAGCGUCUGGAGGGCCAGGUGGACCGGUACAAAAAGGACAUGAACGACGUGCAGAGCAAAAACGACGACUUGAUAGCAGAGAACAGAAAACUCGACAGAGAGCUGCGGUACGCCAACGAUCGUCUGUCGGAGCUUCAGAUGGAGAUGGACAAGAUGAAGGCUCACGUGACGUCACUGGAGACGUCCAACCGAACCCUCAAGACGCUCGCCAAGAAGUAAGGACGUCCUUCAAG